UCAACUUAAUUAUUCAAUAAAAUCUUGUAAAAUCUCUGUAAAUGAUUAAUUAAAAAGAUGAAUGAGCACAACAUCAUUGUAAUAAAGUUAAAUCAGCAGUCGCAUUCAGAAAGCGAAGUCAAGGAAGAUGACAACGAAACUGAGGCAGCUAAAUCUUGUGAGGGAGGUGAAAGAGAACAACAUGAUUUGAAAAGGAAAAAGAAAAAGAAGAAGAAAAAGUCUGGUAAACAUGCAAAUACUCAAAGGAGCAGUGAGGAUAAUGCUGAUAUUGAUGAGGUGGAAAGAUCAGUCAGAGAGGUGAAUAGGCUUCUGGGUGAAAGUUAUACCUCAAAAGUUUCUACCAGUACAAAUAUCAAGCCUGAUAAACUCUCCCAUAGAAAAAAUAUACUGUCAAUACAGCAUAAACACUUGAAUCCUAACAAUGAGUUGAAGAGGAUAUUUGGCUCUAAAAUCAUCCAAACUGAACACAAACGUAAAAACAGAGGAGGAGGCAGAGCCCACAUUAAAUCUACCACAAUGGUUAGCUGUAAAGAAAAUUGGCCUCAAGUUGGUAAAUGCGGCCUAUCAAUGAACUAUGUAGAAAACAAAGACGGAUUCCAGUACUUUGCAUAUGAACAUAGUCAGAGCUACAGACAGGUGCAAAAUAAGUUCCUGGAUGCUGUAGAGAGCCUGAAUCCAGACAAUAUUGUAGCCAUAAUCAAUGAGCAUCCCUACCAUGUGGAUGCUCUGAUCCAAUUGUCUGACUUGUGCAAACUGAGCGAAGAUCUGGCCAUGGCAGCUGAGCUGAUUGAAAGAGCUCUAUAUUGCUUAGAAUAUGCUUACCACCCGCUUUUCAACGUAGCUCAGGGCAACUGUAGGUUAGACUAUAGGAAGCAAGAAAACAGGGCACUCUACAUAACAAUCUUCAAACAUCUACUAUUCAUUGGUGGCAAGGCAUGCUACCGCACCUCUCUAGAAUUCUGCAAGCUUCUUCUGUCUCUGGACCCAGACGGUGACCCUUUGGCAGUAAAAUUAGCCAUCGAUUUCUACGCAAUCAGGGCUCGCGAAUUCCAGUGGUUAAUAGAUUUUGUUACUGAAUGGGACACCACGAAGAAUUUGUUGCAACUGCCGAACUUUACCUACUCGCUGGGCGUCGCACACUUCUACAACGGUGAUAGCGCCAAAGCUGACUGUCUCUUACAAGAAGCACUGAUGAUGUUCCCGGGUGUUCUGUUACCUUUAUUACACAAGUGUUCCGUACAGAUUGACAACAGGGUUGCCAAUCAUUCAUUCUUUCUUGGUGCUGAUGACCCUAAAACCCAACCUCAAGCACUGACGCAACUUAUUCUCCUGUACAUAAACAGGAGUUAUCACAUUUGGAAGGACAGUGAUCUGUUGCCUUGGCUAGAAAAAAAUGUACAUGAGGUUCUUGACAGGGUAGAAAAGGGAGAUCCAGUCAUCAAAGAUUAUGAAGAGAAACGUACUAAAAGAUAUGCUGGACAUCUUCCUCAGAGCAUAGCAAGGCAUAUGCUUUUAUCAGACAAAGGUGUAUCUCCUACGUUAGAGGAGUACAAUGGGCCUGUUUUAGGGUUCGACCCUCUACCUCCCAAAGAUUCAAUAAACACCUACACGAGGCCUAAGAGACCGAACGUGCCGCUAAAUAAUUCAAGUCCGCUGGGAAUGUUUUUUAGAUCCAUCUUGCCUAACUUCAACAAUCAGAACAUUCCACAGAACUUUGACGAAGUGGUCAGAGAGGAUGCAGCCAGAGCACUAGUAGAGGACGAUAAUAAUGAAGGUGGCAACCUGAGGCGCAGUGUUGCCAAUUUGGUGGACGCCAUGCGUGAACUGCUGAAUAACAUUAGGCCGGAAGUACCGAACGACGCAGACGGCGAAGAAAACGAUGAUUCUGCUGAUGAUGAUAUGACUUAAGGGUGCUGCUGCUGCUGCCAGACAGCCACAGCGUGACAUUUUCAUUAAUAUCGGAUGUCUUUGUGUUGAUUUCCUAUUGUUAUAUGUAUUUAAAUUAUGUAACGGAAAUUAAUUAAACUCUUUCUAUAACCAAA
This is a messenger RNA of Acanthoscelides obtectus, 2042 nucleotides long. NCBI's taxonomy places the organism in Eukaryota, Metazoa, Arthropoda, Insecta, Coleoptera, Chrysomelidae. The record is from the annotation of a GenBank genome assembly.